This is a messenger RNA of Trichomycterus rosablanca, 1574 nucleotides long. RefSeq names its product STIP1 homology and U-Box containing protein 1 (gene stub1). The record is from RefSeq and is a predicted model, not a curated record. NCBI's taxonomy places the organism in Eukaryota, Metazoa, Chordata, Actinopteri, Siluriformes, Trichomycteridae. Gene Ontology annotation, cellular component: cytoplasm; Z disc. The coding region runs from base 364 to 1224 and encodes 286 amino acids. The transcript is spliced from 8 exons. Gene Ontology annotation, molecular function: ubiquitin protein ligase activity; protein-folding chaperone binding. Gene Ontology annotation, biological process: cellular response to misfolded protein; positive regulation of proteolysis; protein quality control for misfolded or incompletely synthesized proteins.
ACGGCUGUAGUGUAAACAAGCUGAAAUCUGAUCGCUUCUUACUGAGAGCAGUAAACAUGUCCUUAUUGCUGUAAUUACACCCCGAUAUGGGCGCGUUUUAUUGGUAUUAUUUACUUCCACAAUGAAUUUAGUAAUAUCAUAACUGGCUGUGCGUAAAGGCGACUCAUCCGCUGUGUGUAAAACGGAGCUAGCUAUCAUUAGAAUUAGCUUAGCAUAAGCUUCCGGGCUGGCCUCGGCUGUGUGACUGGGGCAGGAGGCGCUGUGUCCGGAAUAAGAGCUGUGUGCACAACCGCUGAAGCGACGGGGAACAGGAUUGGGAAGCAGCAGGGGGAAGCGGCGGCCGGUGCCGAGCCUGUAGAGAAGAUGGCAGGCAGCCCGGAGAAGAGCUGCUCCUCAGCUCAGGAGCUCAAAGAGCAUGGCAACCGACUGUUCCUCUGCAGAAAGUACCAGGAAGCUGUUACCUGCUACAGCAAAGCUAUCAAUCGAAACCCAUCCGUUGCAGUGUACUACACUAACCGAGCGCUGUGCUAUGUGAAGCUGCAGCAGUAUGAUAAAGCAUUGGCUGACUGUAAACAUGCACUGGAGCUUGACAGCCAAUCAGUGAAGGCACAUUUCUUCCUGGGUCAGUGUCACCUGGAGCUGGAGAACUAUGAAGAGGCGAUUGGAAAUCUACAGAGAGCGUACAACUUGGCAAAGGAGCAGCGACUGAACUUCGGUGAUGACAUUCCAAGCGCGUUGCGUUUUGCCAAGAAAAAACGCUGGAACAGCAUGGAGGAGAAGCGCAUCAGCCAGGAGAACGAGCUGCAUGCCUAUCUCACCAAACUCAUCCUGGCUGAGAGGGAGAGGGAAAUUGAGAACUACAGAGAGAAGCAGAGUGAUGAAAAUCAAGGUGACAGUGAGAUCAGCAAGAUCAAAACCAAACAUGAUAAAUACCUGGUGGACAUGGAUGAGCUCUUUUCUCAAGUGGACGAAAAGAGAAAGAAGCGAGAAAUUCCGGACUAUCUUUGUGGAAAAAUCAGUUUUGAGCUGAUGAGAGAACCAUGCAUCACACCGAGCGGCAUCACAUACGAUCGAAAAGACAUCGAAGAGCAUCUACAGCGUGUUGGACAUUUUGACCCGGUGACCCGGAGUCCACUGACCCAGGAUCAGCUGAUUCCCAAUCUGGCCAUGAAGGAGGUGAUCGACGCCUUCAUCCAGGAGAACGGAUGGGUGGAGGACUACUGACACACACACACACACUCAAACACACACACACAGACACACACACUCACACAGACACGCUCACAGACUCGGACUUGUAGACGAUGGACAGUAGGGGAGGGUGUGAGGGUGUAUGUGUGUGCACUUUAAACAGGGGGGGGUCUCUCUCUGACACCCCCCAAUGCUGGAGGUCCUCAGGUCUCCCCCUAUCUGUCUCAAUCUGCCUUAUGUUUGCGUCUCUUGAUCAUUAGUAUAUAUUAAAUGUAUAAUAAUGCUGUUCUCUCUCGCUGGCAAUCUGAUCUAUACCACUCUACUAUCUUCUCCAUCUACCUACCUCUAUCCUUCUGCUUUCCAAUUGUUCUCUCGGGCUUUGU